Miscanthus lutarioriparius is the source of this 5988-nucleotide messenger RNA. The record is from the annotation of a GenBank genome assembly. NCBI's taxonomy places the organism in Eukaryota, Viridiplantae, Streptophyta, Magnoliopsida, Poales, Poaceae.
AUGUCGACGGAGGACGAGAAGCUCCUCAAGGAGGCGAAGAAGUUGCCGUGGGACGAGCGGCUGCAGCAUAAGAACUGGAAGGUGAGGAAUGACGCAAACAUCGACCUCGCCGCCCUAUGCGACUCCAUCACCGACCCUAAGGACGCCCGCCUCCGCGAAUUCGGGCCGUUGUUUAAGAAGACGGUUGCAGAUUCCAAUGCGCCGGUACAGGAGAAGGCGCUAGACGCCCUCCUCGCGUUCCAGCGAGCUGCUGACGCCGAUGCAUCAAGAUACGCGAAGGAGGUUUGUGAUGCAAUCGUGGCCAAGUGCCUCACUGGCCGACCAAAGACUGUCGAGAAAGCUCAAGCUGCAUUCCUCCUAUGGGUGGAACUGGAGGCAGCAGAGGUCUUCCUUGAAUCUAUGGAGAAGGCCGUGAAGAACAAAGUGGCUAAAGCAGUUGUACCUGCUAUUGAUGUGAUGUUUCAAGCACUCAGCGAAUUUGGAACUAAGGUAGUGCCACCCAAAAAGAUUCUGAAGAUGCUUCCUGAGCUGUUUGACCAUCCAGACCAGAAUGUCCGGGCUUCUUCUAAGGGUUUGACACUAGAGCUUUGUCGGUGGAUUGGCAAAGACCCUGUAAAGUCUAUUUUAUUCGAGAAGAUGAGAGAUACCAUGAAAAAGGAGUUGGAAGCAGAAUUGGCAAACGUGUCCGGACUUGCUAAGCCAACUCGAAAAAUAAGAUCCGAACAAGAAAAGGAACUUGAGGAGGAGGCUGUGCCAGAGACAAGUGGGGCUAACACUUCUGAAGAGGCAGCGGCAGAUGCCCCUGUGGAGAUCGAUGAAUAUGACCUUGUUGAUCCUGUAGACAUUUUAGCCCCACUAGAAAAGUCUGGAUUCUGGGACGGUGUGAAAGCAACUAAAUGGUCGGAGAGAAGGGAUGCUGUGGCAGAGUUAACCAAGCUUGCUUCGGCAAAAAAAAUUGCUCAUGGUGAUUUUCAUGAAAUUUGCCGGACACUAAAGAAGCUCAUCACAGAUGUUAAUUUGGCUGUUGCGGUGGAAGCUAUUCAGGCAAUAGGGAAUUUAGCUAGAGGUUUAAGAGCCCAUUUUUCUGGAAAUGCACGGAUGCUCCUUCCGGUUUUACUUGAAAAAUUGAAAGAAAAAAAGCCUACAAUGGCAGAAGCACUAAAUCAAACACUUCAAGCAAUGCACAAGUCUGGCUGUUUUACACUUAUUGAUGUGAUUGAAGAUGUUCGGGUGGCUGUAAAAAACAAGGUGCCCCUUGUUCGUUCCUCAACGCUGACCUGGGUUGCAAUUUGCAUUGAAACAAGAAAUAAAGCAACUGUACUGAAGUUGCACAAGGAAUAUGUUCCUAUCUGCAUGGAGUGCUUGAAUGAUGGUACUCCAGAAGUACGAGAUGCUUCUUUUUCUGUUUUAACUGCCAUAGCCAAGAUGGUUGGUAUGAAACCAUUGGAACGAUCCCUGGAGAAAUUAGAUGAUGUGAGGAAAAAGAAGUUAUCAGAUAUGAUAGGUUCUUCCAGUGACACUGUUUUGAGUUCAGGGACAGCUCCAAUCACAACAUCAGGAGCAGCCACAUCUGCUCGCGGGGUUGCAGAUAGCAUGUCAAUGAAGAGAUCUGCCGCAAGCAUGCUUAGUGGAAAGAAGCCUGUCCAGGCAGCGGCUGCUACCAAGAAAUCUGGACCAUCAAAAUCCACUGCAGCAAAAAAGACAGAUGGUGGAUCACAGUCUAAGACAUCAGCUGCUCCUGAGAUUGAAGACGUUGAGCCGGCAGAAAUGAGUUUGGAGGAAAUAGAAGAGAGGUUAAGGUCUGUUGUGAAAGCUGAGACAAUUUCCCAGCUAAAGAGCUCUGUCUGGAAAGAGCGCCUUGAAGCUAUUGGCAUACUCAAGCAAGAGGUGGAAAGUCUUACGGAACUUGAUAAGUCCGCUGAACUUCUGAUUCGUUUGUUGUGUGCUGUGCCUGGAUGGAGCGAAAAGAAUGUUCAGGUACAACAACAAGUUAUAGAGGUCAUCACCUAUAUUGCCUCAACUGUAAACAAAUUUCCAAAGCGAUGUGUGGUUCUAUGCCUUCUUGGUGUAAGUGAAAGGGUUGCUGAUAUAAAAACACGGAUCUUUGCAAUGAAAUGUCUCACUGCGUUUUGUGAGGCAGUGGGUCCUGGAUUUGUGUUUGAUAGGCUUUACAAAAUAAUGAAGGAGCACAAGAAUCCCAAGGUCCUAAGUGAGGGUAUUCUUUGGAUGGUCUCUGCUGUGGAAGACUUUGGGAUCUCCAAUUUAAAGCUAAAGGACAUGAUUGAUUUUUGCAAAGACAUCGGUCUUCAGUCAAGUACUGCUGUAACAAGAAAUGCUACUAUAAAACUAAUUGGGAUGCUACAUAAGUUUGUGGGCCCAGAUAUUAAAGGCUUUUUAAGUGAUGUUAAACCAGCACUUCUAAGUGCCCUGGAUACUGAAUAUGAGAAAAAUCCUUUUGAGGGUGUUGCUGCUGCUCCGAAGAGAACAGUUCGAGUUCUGGAUACUGCAUCUUCCACAUCUGCCGGCUCGUCUGAUGGGUUGCCACGGGAAGACAUUAGUGCUAAGAUUACACCUACUUUACUAAAAAAUCUAGGCAGUCCGGACUGGAAGGUACGACUGGAGUCCAUAGACGCAGUCACCAAAAUUGUGGAGGAUGCUAAUAAACGUAUCCAGCCUACAGGAACAGCUGACCUGUUCAGUGCGCUUAGAGGCCGUCUUUAUGACAGCAACAAAAAUUUAGUAAUGGCAACCUUGUCCACUAUUGGUAGCCUUGCAUCUGCUAUGGGACCUUCUGUUGAAAAGUCAAGCAAGGGUAUUUUGGCAGAUGUGCUGAAGUGUCUUGGUGACAAUAAGAAGCAUAUGCGAGAAUGCACUUUGACUGCUCUAGAUUCGUGGGUUGCUGCAGCCCAACUUGACAAGAUGGUUCCAUAUAUUAUAGUGUCUUUGGGUGAUCAGAAAACAGGUUCAGAAGGGCGAAAAGAUCUCUUUGAUUGGUUGUCUAAGCAUGUUUCAAAAAUGGGUGAUCCAUCUGAGGCUUUGCCUUUGUUGAAGCCAUCUGCAUCUUCUUUGAUGGAUAAAUCUUCUGAAGUCCGCAAAGUUGCUGAAUCCUUUAUGAAUGAAAUUCUCAGGAUCUGUGGCCAAGAAGUGGUUGGAAGGAACUUGAAAGAUUUGCCAUCACCUACUUUGGCCAUUGUAUCAGAAAGGCUGAAACUGUCUACUGUACAUGAAGGAUUUUCUGAAUCUGUUAAGAUGGUGACAACAAGCAUGAGUUUGCCAUCAAAAGCAGGUUUGAAGAACAAUAAGCAUGGUCCUAAUGAUCGUGGUUCUAAUGUGGGCAAACCUGUGUCCCAAAGAGGACUUCCAGCUAGAGCAUCUGUUACUAUGGUUUCUACUCAAGACCCUGCACAAUCCCAGGCAUUAUUUAACAUAAAGGACUCAAACAAGGAAGAGCGGGAGAGGCGUGUUUUGGUAAGAAAAUUCAAGUUCGAAGAACCGCGUCGAGAGCAGAUUGAUGAACUAAAGAUUGAUUUGUUUAAGCAUUUCCGAGAAGAUGUAAGCUUGCGAUUAUGGAACUCAGACUUUAAGAGGCAAAUAGAUGGUAUUGAAUUGCUACAAAAGGCACUUCCUUCGAGUGGGAAAGAAGUGAUUGAACUUCUUGACAUACUAUUAAGAUGGUUUGUCUUACGCUUUUGUGAAUCUAACACAACAUGUUUGUUGAAGGUCCUUGACUUUCUUCCUGAGCUUUUUGAUAUUCUAAAAGACCAGUCUUACAUGUUGACAGAAGCUGAAGCUGCAAUUUUUCUUCCUUGCCUCAUAGAGAAGUCUGGUCAUAACAUUGAAAAAGUCAGGGAAAAAAUGGGGGAGCUGAUAAAGCAAAUGGUCAACAUUUAUUCUCUUCCCAAACUACUUCCUUAUGUUCUUGAGGGGCUCCGCUCCAAGAAUAACCGGACAAGGAUAGAAUGUGUUGAUAUUAUUGGAUACUUCAUUGACCAUCAUGGGACUGAGGUUGGUGGGUUGAUGAAAAACUUGCCAUCUGUUGCAGCACUGACAGCAGAGCGUGAUGGUGAGAUUAGGAAAGCUGCCCUUAAUACGCUUGCAACAGCCUACAAGAACCUUGGGGAUGAUGUAUGGCGAUAUGUUGGAAAACUCUCAGAUGCCCAAAGAAGCAUGCUCGAUGAUAGGUUUAAAUGGAAGGCAAGGGAAAUGGAUAAAAGGAGAGAAGGAAGGCCUGGUGAUGCUCGAGCAGCUUUGAGGCGUUCACUUAGGGAGAAUGGGUCUGAUAUAGCAGAACAAAGCGGAGAAGUAGUCUCCCGUUCAGUGUCAGGAUCAAUGAUCUCAAGGGACUUCGGAUAUGCGGAUGCUCAUAUGGAUAGGCACAUGGUACCUAGGCAGAUUCCAGCUGCAACUGGUCCUGCGGACUGGCGUGAAGCUCUCAAGAUAGUUGCAUUGGGUUUGCCUGAGCAGUCCGUGGAAGGUAUGAAAGUUAUAUGCCAUGAGCUAACGCAGGCAGCUGACCCUGAAAGCACGGUGCUUGAAGAUCUUAUUAAGGAAGCUGACAGAUUAGUGUCAUGCUUGGCUGUUAUGGUUCCAAAAACCUUCAAUUUUAGCUUAUCUGGGGCCUCUUCAAGGUCUUGCAAAUAUGUUUUAAACACACUCAUGCAGACAUUUCAGAUCAAACGUCUUGCUCAUGCUGUGAAGGAGGGUACCCUUGACAACCUUAUUACGGAGUUACUUCUUUGGCUUUUAGAUGAAAGGGUUCCUCUUAUGGAUGAUGGCAGCCAAUUACUCAAAGCACUUAAUGUUUUAAUGCUUAAAAUCCUGGAUAAUGCUGAGAGAACAUCCUCGUUUGUUGUGCUAAUUAAUUUGCUGAGGCCUUUGGAUCCUUCAAGAUGGCCAUCGCCUACACCAGCAGAGUCUCUUGCUGUAAAAAAUCAGAAGUUUUCGGACUUAGUUGUCAAAUGUUUAAUUAAGUUGACAAAGGUUCUUCAGAGUACAAUGUAUGAAGUUGACCUCGAUCGAAUUCUUCAGAGCAUCCACAUUUAUUUACAAGAACUGGGAAUGGAAGAAAUACGGAGAAGGGCUGGUGCUGAUGAUAAGCCAUUAAGAAUGGUCAAAACCGUAUUGCAUGAACUUGUGAAGCUUCGAGGGACAGCAAUAAAGGGUCACCUUUCAAUGGUUCCUAUAGAUGCUGAACCUCAGCCAAUAAUUCUAGCAUACAUUGAUCUUAAUCUCCAGACCCUUGCAGCUGCUAGAAUGCUGACGCCAUCAGGACCUAUGGGUCAAACUCACUGGGGUGAUGCUGCGUCAAACAAUCCAAAUCCAUCUAGUCACUCAGCUGACGCGCAAUUGAAGCAAGAGCUUGCUGCUGUCUUCAAGAAAAUUGGUGACAAGCAAACAUGUACUAUUGGCCUUUAUGAACUGUAUCGGAUAACUCAGCUCUACCCAAAGGUUGAUAUAUUUGCUCAGCUUCAGAAUGCUAGUGAAGCAUUUAGAACCUAUAUCAGAGAUGGGCUAGCUCAGGUGGAGAAGAAUGCAGCAGCUGGAAGAACGCCCUCUAGUCUUCCAUUAUCCACACCGCCCCCAAUAGCAGCAAUACCCUCUCCAAAGUUUGCACCAUCCCCUGUUCACACAAAAUCAAUUGAUAGCAAAACGGAUUAUAACGAAGAUAAUGCCAGUGGUGAGACACUACCCUUCAGAGGUCAAGGUGACGCUACCGACCAACAGACUGAGAGAUACCAGACCUCAGGGACAUUGGAUGCUCUUAGGGAAAGGAUGAAAAGCAUUCAAGCUGCAGCUAUAGGUCAUUUUGACGGAGCUCAGGCUCGGCCGUUGGCAAGUAUGAACGGAAGUAAUAUGCUGCAUGGGGGAACCCGAUUGGAUGGUGAACCCCAACAACAAAGCAAUAUUCCACCCAUGGAUGAACGAGCUCUAUCUGGGCUGCAAGCACGAAUGGAGAGGCUAAAGAGUGGGUCUAUGGAAUCACUAUAG